Messenger RNA from Dermacentor andersoni, 3637 nucleotides. Its product is annotated as TNF receptor-associated factor 3-like. The record is from RefSeq and is a predicted model, not a curated record. Gene Ontology annotation, biological process: regulation of canonical NF-kappaB signal transduction. Gene Ontology annotation, cellular component: plasma membrane signaling receptor complex. Lineage: Eukaryota; Metazoa; Arthropoda; Arachnida; Ixodida; Ixodidae. Gene Ontology annotation, molecular function: ubiquitin protein ligase binding; tumor necrosis factor receptor binding.
CAAAAUUUGUUUUAUAUUUGACUAAUUGGGCGAAAACAGUGGUUCUAAUUUUUUGUUAGUUUUUUUCAUUUUAGAUAUGAUGUCAUAAAGUUUAUUGACGUCAUGAAGUUUUAGUUUUGGUUUCGCAAAGCGAGUUGCUUCUUCGAGGUGAGCAGGUUUUGGCGGAGGUCGUGGACACGACGCGGCCCUGAGACGUGUGUACCGCCGCGUGACGUUGCUGGCGACGGAAACAAGCUUCUUCUCUCCUUUUUCCCCCAAGAAACAAAAGUCCUGACAGUUUCUAUUCUUCUCCAAAACAAUGGUGUAAAGGCGCGCCGCGCCCCCUGUCACGAUCGUGCUCAGCGCAAUUUCGCCGCAGCUAGGGUGUGUUGCGCGACGUUUCGGAUCAUCGACAGAGUCCCCGAUUGCUCCGCUCUCGACGCGCCUUCUUUGACAUUUGUUUACGGACGCAAGCGCGAAGUGUCAUUUUUGCCGCGCAUCGGAGACGCACCGUCGCUGCCCGCCGCUGUUGCUGCCAGAUUGUGACCUGGGCGAAUGCCGCACGAAGUCAAAGUACGCGGUUUCACGGAGCUUAGCGAGGGCUUGGAGCUUGAAUUUGUCCAUUCCGUGCCACACGAGCUCACGUGCUCCUCGUGCCAGGACCUGGUCGGCAUCCUCUGGCUCUCACCCUCGUGCGAGCACCGCUUCUGCACCCGUUGCCUCGAGGCGCUUCUCGGCCAGGCCAGCAAGUCUUUCUGUCCCGUGGAUCAAGCCGAAAUCUCUCGUGGGCAGCUUGUUGAGGACACCUCAGUUCAGACCAAGGCAUCCCAGUUCCAGGCUCGGUGUCCCAACCGUGACCAGGGCUGUACAAUAACACCUCGCAUCUGUGACCUCAGAAACCACCUGAGACAGUGCAAUCAAGUCAUGAUGUCGUUCGCUCCUCCGGGUGGCGAUGGCAACGGCAGCUCUUCAGCCAACAACGAAGCUAAUGGCUCGACUAGCAGCAGCGGUAACAUGGAACCUGAUGGGACUCCGAGGUGCUGGAUGGCUGACUUUGGCUGCGAUUUUCAGGGCUCUGCUUCAGAGGUGGAGGCCCAUGAAAACGACUGGCAGCAACACAGGCGGAUGAUUGUGACACGUCUUUCCGAGUACAGGCGCAACUUGGAGGACAUCCAAAAUGAGCGCGACGUGCUUCGCAACCAAGUGAACGAGGUGAACGCCACUUUGAAAGGACUGAACCUUGGCUUCGAGCACCACUGCACACAUUCCGCGGGCACACAGAACGAGUUGAGAAACCGCAUUCAACAGAUGGAGCAGAGACUGGCACAAUUUGAGUCCCAGGGUGGGGCAGUCCAGCCUACGACUUUUCAGCUACAACCUCCUCAGAAACCAAGUGCCCCCACUAACUUCGAGAGCAUUGGCUUUUCUAACCAGAUGUCGAUGGCUCCGACAGAAGCACCAAUGACAUCCAUGGCUUCCAUGGCGCCGCCAAGCCUGCCAGUGAACAACAGCCGGGUGAAUGGGCGAAUCCAUCACCGCCGCUUCCGGGGUGACCGCUUCUCCAGCUGCUCCUUGUACACCACCAGAACACAACAGGAUCAAGUCAUGACUUGCCCGGAUGGCCAGUUUCGGUGGCUCCUGAAGGAGUACUCGCGCGCCAAACGCCACCAACGCCACGGCACUCAUCGCUAUUCGUCCAGCCCGAUCUUCUGCACCGGAAACCCCGGCUACUGGCUCCAGCUUCGGAUACACCUCAACGGCAUCGGCCAGAGCCGGAAGGGGCGUUUCAUGGCUGUUCAGCUGGUCCUGCUUAGGGGCCCCAACGACUCUGAGCUCCCGUGGCCGUUUCGACACAGGGUGACGGUGACCUUGCUGAACCAGAACGGGCCGCAGCACGUCAGCUACACCAUAAACGACCCCAGCUUUCCGCGAUCCCAGGGCGAACACACGGUGCCUUACGUCUGGCAGGAGUUCAUCGCCUUCAGCGACCUCGAAGCCAACCCUGGCUUGGCUUGGAAUGACAGCCUCCUUUUCGAGCUCACCGUGACACCACCGUCGCCACCACCGCCGGGAUUGUACCCACCCCUGUGAACGUCCGUCCAGACGUAUACUUAUUAGGGCUGCUUUUAAGCCGUUCUUUAAGCGCAUACUUUUGCUAGAAUGUGCACGUAAGCUUGCUUCUCUGUUUACACUGUUACAUUACAAAAGUGGUGUAAUAGAAUUUUUUAAUAUCGAAUGUGGUAGAUAACAAAUUUCUACUGGCCGAGGCAGAUUGCUCUAUGAUUCUGCACGAUAACUUACAACAAAUACAUAAUUGGCAAAACUUAAUUAGCUAACUUAAAGCUGAUCACUUUGGAGGACAUGUUGCAAGUGAAGUGACACCAGCAACUUUGCAAGGCUCGCCCACUUGGAACCGAUUUUGAAACUAGUGCAUUCCGAGGCAAGUGCCCUCAAAGUUACGGCAGUGUAAACUGUUGUUCUUUCUUUUUGAACAAAACACCUUCUUAAGCAGUACAAGACAAACUUUACUGGAACACCAAAGCAUUUCAUUGCACAAUUAAUGCGUAGCUUGAAACUGGUGCCACGCUCAGUAUUCCUGUUAAGAUUGCCUUGCGAACUCACCAGUUCAAUUUCAGAAGUUUCAGUAUGUGCCCAAAGUGAUGAGCUAAAAUUUAUAUAGUAAGGUAUCGUUAACUCCAUUCCAACUUGUUGUCCAAAUAAUUUUGCCUCUCUCUGCUGUACAGCUAGUAAUUGUGCUAUCUCUACCACAGGCUAUUUUUCAGUUUAUGUUCGGAUUGUUAAAGAAAACCGCGUAUAGGCAUGCCUCGCCUCUGCGAGCUGAUAAGUACUACAGCCAAACUUGUUAAAAUCAAGUCGCAUCCCGCAUGAAAAUAAUUUUAUUAUAUUGAAUAUUCGUUUUUCACUGGUAUCAGCGAGAAAACUUAUAUUUACUUUGUUGUAUCCGAUUAGUUAUAUCCACAAUUGCUGCAUAGGGGUUUGCCUGCUUCCCGACAUUGCACAUCUCAAUGCAUUCCGAUACCACAUAGCUAAGACUACUGUUAACGCAUACACAGCUCAGCACUAAGUUCUCUGCACAACAUUUAUGACAGCAUCAGUGAAAUGUAGGUUAGGAACGACAAACAUUCCCAGCUGCAGAGUAUUUUAUUUCACCACGAAUGUACAUGUACUUUCACAAGCAGUGGCGACGUUGGGAAAGACACUGCGUAAAUGUGGCCAGACUACUCCCCACCUACGAUACCCUAAUUACAGUGGGAGUAAGGUGGCAGGAUCAAAGGCCACUCAACUUAUUAAGUAUUAUUUAGAAUAGAAAGGUUUCAUUACAGGAAAAGAUGCCCAGUAACAUGAAGAUCCUAGACGUUAUACGUAUUUAUCAGAUUUUGAUAACUGCCACCCAUCAUACUUUUGCUGGCCGUUUUCCUCCUGCAGGUAAUAUUGAAAACAAUGCAGUUGAUGUUUCAUUCGUAUUGAACUCGUUAAAUGCGGCAGGGAUUAAUGGACAUUUUCGUUUCUUCAGUACUUUAUGGCUUGGUUUACAAUUGGUCAGAUUUACUGACAUUUUACCUAUGAUUUGCCAUUGAAAGGCUUUUUAUUGUUUCAGUCCAUCACACGUUGUCAGCAAUAAAGUUUUGAAAUACCA